Molecule: messenger RNA, 1938 nt
Organism: Aspergillus welwitschiae
Lineage: Eukaryota; Fungi; Ascomycota; Eurotiomycetes; Eurotiales; Aspergillaceae
Product: Zn(II)2Cys6 transcription factor domain-containing protein
Exons: 3
Coding region: 1-1938 (645 amino acids)
Biological process (GO): regulation of transcription by RNA polymerase II
Molecular function (GO): DNA-binding transcription activator activity, RNA polymerase II-specific; zinc ion binding
Source: RefSeq, a predicted model, not a curated record
AUGGCUACUUACGACCCUUCCCUGGUCUCCAAUGACCCGACCUUGGUCGGUUCUCGACCCUCUGACUAUGAGGCAUCUGUGGAUGAGAAGCUUCCAAGCGAGCAAAGCGCCUCGCACGUCUAUCAGAUCCAUAACACGCUGUUCCGACACCAUUACAAUGUGACCACCGCCCAGGGGAUGCAGCUGUACCGGGUGGAGAACUCCUCUUGUACGCCCAAGAAGCCAGACCUUACCUUCCACGCGGGGUCUAACGAAGCCGGCCCGAUUGUGGCCGUCUGCAAAUUCCUACAUUUUUCGAGACAUAUCAAGGUCGGUCUGGGCGAUCCCAGCGAUAUCAAUGGAAUUAUAUACGAGGAUCUGCUAGCGCAAGAUCACCGACAUGCCAAGUAUCGUUGGCAGAUGACGAUGCAAACUGCUCAGGGCCCGGAACGGCACUCGUUCCUCUGGACCCGGACACACUCAGUCGGGAUUAAGGAGGAUCGCAAGACGAACAGCUUGAGUAAUCGCAACUUUAAACUCGUUGAGGAGCAGACCGGCAAGGUCGUGGGGGUAUUCACCAAUGCUGUUUGGAAGUACAAGGAGACUGGCAGGCUUGUAAUGUUUGUGGAUCAUGGGGAGGAAUUCGACCUGAUGGCACUGAUCACAGUGCUGGCCUUGUACGAGAAAGCCCGGCGGCGCAGGGAUUCUGCUGCUGCUAGUGGUGGCGGCGGUGGUGCACAAAGUUUUGGUGCUGAGGACCGUGUUGAUGACUGUGAUGAGUUACGACCCUCCUGUUCAAAUUGCUCAAAACGUCUAGCAACCUGCGAGUAUGACUCUAGCUCAUCACUGCUAUGGACAAAUGAAGAACCCCCUUCUCGCACACGGUCCACGAAGUCUAGCCCAGCAGGAGCCUCCCAGUCUGACUCUGCUGCGGCUACGACUGCCAACUCCCUCAACAUCCUGGGAAGAUGGGGUGAUGCAUUCGCCGCCUCGCAAGCAGUCCCCAGCUUGAACAUCACAGACCUGGAGCUGAUGAUGCAGUGGUGCAACUCAACGCACAAAAGUGUGUCUCGGGGCGAACACACGGACCACAUUUGGCGCUUUCGCGCUUCAGAGGAAGCAAUCACGCAUCCUUUCCUAAUGCAUGGGUUACUCGCGCUUUCCUCUCUGCAUAUUGCACGAACAAAGCAUGAUACCCAGCAGCGUCCCAUUUAUCUCAGCACUGCAGUUGCACAUCAGGCUCAAGCACUGGCACUUUUCCGCGAGAGGCUAAGCGAUAUCAACUCAUCUAAUGCAAGGGCUAUGUUUGCAUUCGCCAGUGUUGUGGUCUACUACACUUUUGGCUUACCUCACGCACCCGAGUCUAGCGAUCCAUGGGCAAACGUGGAUGACCUGAUUCAGAUAUUCACGCUCGCGCGCGGGGUUCAACAUAUACUCAAGCAAGCUACUUCGGUCAUAAAGAGCGAUGAAUGGAGCAUGAUUUUCAAGGUGGAAGACUUGAAUGAGGACUACUUGAGAGACGCACAGUCAAGCUUGGAGCGGUUGCAUGAGGUGAACAACGCUUGCGGGGCUCAGGACGACACCCAUGACACAGCUGCGUACGAGAGUGCACUUGACCGUCUGGCAGAAAUGCUGGCUGAGGCUCGUACUGGUCUAUCCUCUGUGUCGAUUUCCUGUCGAUGGGCGAUCAGACAACUGCCUGAAUUCAUGGAACUUUUGCGGGAGCGCAAACCGCUAGCUUUGGUUAUGCUAGCAUAUCACUGCGUUGUCUUCCAUCACCUGAGGGAUGCAUGGUAUAUGGGGGAUCGGGGUAGCAGAGUAGCACGGGCAUUAUGGGAAGUUCUGGACGAUAAAUGGAGGCCACUGAUUGAGAGUCAUAUGCUGGAAAUAUUCGGAGAGACACAUCCAGUUAAUACGCCUGAUACAGCAGGAAUAGAACAUCAGGAAACCAUUUCGUGA